Molecule: messenger RNA, 1755 nt
Organism: Populus nigra (black poplar)
Lineage: Eukaryota; Viridiplantae; Streptophyta; Magnoliopsida; Malpighiales; Salicaceae
Product: type I inositol polyphosphate 5-phosphatase 5-like
Exons: 7
Coding region: 217-1599 (460 amino acids)
Biological process (GO): phosphatidylinositol dephosphorylation
Molecular function (GO): phosphatidylinositol-3,4,5-trisphosphate 5-phosphatase activity; phosphatidylinositol-4,5-bisphosphate 5-phosphatase activity; inositol-polyphosphate 5-phosphatase activity
Source: RefSeq, a predicted model, not a curated record
GAUAUUUGUAAACUAGAAGGAAGAAAAUAAAAUGGAGAUAUGGGGAGUUUUUCAUGUAUGAUAGCGACCCUUUAGUCCAUAUCAUUUGAAAACGAUGAUUUUGGACUUUAGGAUUUACUCGGAGUAAAACAUGGUGUUGGUUUUUCUUAUCUGCCUGCAGAACGACGGAACAGUUCCGGGAGUGAAGGCCUAAAUUUAUCAAACUUUGAUCAAUCUAUGGCACCAGCAACAGAAAUUAAAGAACUCAGGAUAUGUGUUGCAACAUGGAACGUGGGAGGAAAGACACCCGACCCUGGCCUCAACCUUGAAGAUUUCUUGCAGGUUGAAGAUUCUGCUGAUAUUUAUGUCUGCGGGUUUCAGGAAAUUGUUCCACUCAAUGCUGGAAACGUAUUGGUGAUUGAAGAUAAUGAGCCUGCAGCAAGAUGGCUAGCUCUUAUAAGCCAAGCACUUAACAAACCACUGCAUGAUUUCACGAACUAUUAUUCCGACUCAAGCCAUGGUUCAAGAGGCCUCAACAGCAAUAAAGACUCGAAAUCACAUAACUUCUUUCAUAAGCCUUCUCUGAAAGUGCUUAGCAAAAAUUACAGGGCAGAUAGUAGCCUACUCAAGAUCUGCAAUUGUCACGAGGAGUCCCAACCUAGAGAGAGGCAGAGAACAAGAAAACUUAGCGACCCCAUCAACAAACUAGAAUCAGCAAAGGAACUUCAUCGUCGUCCAGAAAGCUGUGCCGAUGACAUGCUUUAUAUUCCUGACAUGCCUACCUCACCUUCCUCACCGACUAACAGGACCUAUAACCUUAUUGCAAGCAAGCAAAUGGUUGGAAUUUUUCUUUCAGUGUGGGUUAGAAAGGAGUUGGUGCCUCACAUUGGUCAUCUCAGGGUAGAUUCUGUUUGUAGAGGAAUAAUGGGUCGUCUUGGCAACAAGGGAUGUAUAUCAAUAAGCAUGUCAUUGCACCAAACGAGCUUUUGCUUCGUGUGCAGUCACCUGGCUUCUGGGGAGAAGGAAGGCGAUGAACUAAAGAGGAACGCUGAUGUAGCUGAGAUCCUCAAGAGCACACAAUUCCCCAAGAUUUGCAAGCAUAGACCUCGUCGAGCCCCUGAAAGAAUAGUUGAUCAUGACCGUAUAAUUUGGCUAGGAGAUUUAAAUUAUCGAGUAGCUUUGAGUUAUGAGGAAACGAAGGUUCUGUUGGAGGAUAAUGACUGGGACACCCUGCUGGAGAAGGAUCAGUUGAAUAUUGAAAGAGAAGCAGGGAGAGUAUUCAAGGGUUUCAAAGAAGGACAGAUCUUGUUCGCUCCUACUUACAAGUACACACAAAACUCAGAUUCUUAUGCUGGAGAAACUGUUAAAUCCAGAAGGAAACGUCGAACACCAGCAUGGUGCGAUAGGAUAUUAUGGCGUGGUGAUGGCAUUGAGCAGUUGUCCUAUGUCCGCCGCGAGUCAAGAUUUUCCGAUCACAGACCGGUUUGUGCUGUCUUCGCAGCAGAGGUUGAAAUGAGGAACAGAACCACUAACAGAUUCAGGAAAGGUUACUCCUGUGCGGCUGCAAAACUGGAAUUUGAUAGCUGCAUACCCCAAAGGCAUAGCUUAUAUGAAUUCUAAUGAAAAACCAAAUUGUACAUUUCAUUAGUCAUUUUUCUUUGAAGAGGCAAUUAAUAUAGGAGUAUAAUUAGGAAACUACUAAUUGCGCUUCAUAGAUUAAUGUAGCAAGGCUUUUGUUUACUAAUAAUCCCACGAGAAAAAGAAUUCUAACCUUCA